AUGGAAGAAUUUUUGAUUCAAUCAGAACUUACUCAUCUACAAUCAGUUCUAGAAGAAAAUGGCAUUAAUGAUUUAGAAAUUCUGGGCGAGCUUAUUGCUCAUCCAGAUGAUAUGAAGGCGGUUAUAACAAAUGUGGGAGCACGAUUGAAGCUAGAAAAGAAAUAUCAACAAUACGUACAAGUAAAUAAGGAUAUCCUCGAAUUAAAUCUUCCAGUGACUUCAGGUGGUGGAUUAGUAAAUCCUUUACCACUUCAAUUGAUUGAACAAUUCAUUAAUAUACCACCCGAAACAUCUGAAAGUAAUUCAGUGGCUCCUGUCUUAUGUGGACAUCCAAUUGGAGUAGCUCUUUUGAAGAUUGGAAAGUUCAACAAAAAACUGACGACUCAAUAUCAAUCGAUGAUAGUUGACAUUAUUGUUUGUGAGCUUUUACGUAUUCCACGACACGUUACAAAUGAUGAUCUUAGUGAAGUUGCUCAACAAAUAGUGCUGUUAUUUGAAGAAGAGUGUGUCGAAACAUUCUAUAUACCACCCGUGAAAAAAAGAGAUUCAAGAUCAAAUUUAUCAGAAGUUUCAAAAGGAAAGCUGCCAGAUAAACUUCGUAAUUUGAGAACAAUAAUUCGUGAAGCAGCUCGUAUUGGAAAAGAAGUAACGAUAUAUACAGAGAAAGAGAAUCACGACCAAAAAGAAAUAGCAACAGCAGAAGAAAGCAAAAUUUGGCUUGUGCAUAACAGAGAAUCGACUGAAGUAUUAAACCAUUGGAAUUCAUCGUACAUUCUGCGUGAAAUAGAUUUAGAUGAGAAGAACUAUGCUAGCAUUGAAGACGUGUUAAACAAUUGGCCAAUUUUAAAAGAAUCAAAAAGCUUUGAGCUGAUUGAGAAAGACUUUGAUAGAAAGUUUCCUAAUGCUGGUAACACUUUCAUCCUAGAAUGGGAUAAGUUUUUUGGAAAUCUAUUGAAUUUAUAUGGACAAAAAAUUACAGACCAGGAUUCUAUAUACGUAAAACUCUUAGAUAACAAGGACAGCCAACUUCGAGCAGACAGUAAAACUGCUAUACAGUUCUAUCUAUUAGCGAGUUUAAUGGCUCCAAAGUCUAAUAAAACAGGGGUUAAGAAAAAAGAAAAAACAACGAAUAAUGAACGAUUAGGUUUUUGGAAACCGAGUAUUGCUGAAUCGCGUGAAGGCUUCAUUCUUCACGUACAGAUUCCCGGAGACAUAGAGACUCGGAUAUAUUCUAAACAAAAAGCAUUGAUUCAAAAAGGAUUGCAUCUGCAGCCAUUAGUGAUUGCUAUAGGAGAAGAUUUGACGAAUAUUACUAAGUCGUAUGUAAGAUUUGAAUCAGUUACAUAUGAACUGCCAUCACUUUUAAAAGCUAUUGAUGUUCUGUUCAAAAUAUAUUUAGUUUUUAAUUUAGCUUACCCGUUAGAAUGCGAGAAUUUCUGUUACUUGAUACAGUGGGGAGUCUAUCAAAUUAAAACUAAAUCGGACACGAAAAUUCCGUUGGUAUUUAAUACAUUAAAUAAGUUAAAGCCCAAAGAUAAAUAACACUUUGUUAUAGU
Chelonus insularis is the source of this 1556-nucleotide messenger RNA. RefSeq lists its product as uncharacterized. The transcript is spliced from 9 exons. Bases 1 to 1542 code for a protein of 513 amino acids. The record is from RefSeq and is a predicted model, not a curated record. Lineage: Eukaryota; Metazoa; Arthropoda; Insecta; Hymenoptera; Braconidae.